This is a messenger RNA of Epinephelus moara (kelp grouper), 1299 nucleotides long. RefSeq names its product serine/threonine-protein kinase H1-like. Gene Ontology annotation, biological process: protein phosphorylation. Lineage: Eukaryota; Metazoa; Chordata; Actinopteri; Perciformes; Serranidae. The record is from RefSeq and is a predicted model, not a curated record. Gene Ontology annotation, molecular function: ATP binding; protein kinase activity.
AUGGGCUGUGGGAACAGUAAGGUGCUGCCCGAGGCAUCUAAGAAGGGCUAUGUUAGUGUGGUGCAAUCGCUUGUGGCUUUUAGUAAAGCACGAGGUGAUGAUGAUGAUGAGCUAAAGAAGCGUACAGAGAAGCAAAGAGGUUUGUGGUUUUCCCCUGGCGUUAAGAAUCUUCAACCAGCAUCAAACAGCCAGCAGCGGAUACUCAGAGAUGGACGACACCAGGACAGAGUUGCCAAGUAUAAGGACAAGUUUGAGCCACGUGUGACUGCAAGAUACGACAUCAAAGCUCUGAUCGGUCGAGGAAGCUUCAGCCGCGUCGUGCGUGUGGAGCACAGGACGACUCGCCAGCCCUUCGCCAUUAAAAUGAUGGAGGUAGAGGCCCCAGAGGGGUGUGAGGUGUGCACCGCGGAGCUGGCAGUGCUGCAGCGGGUGAGCCACUGUAAUGUGAUUCAGCUGAUCGAGGUGUUUCAGUUCCCACAGCGGGUUUACAUGGUGCUGGAACUGGCCACAGGAGGGGAACUGUUGGACCGUGUCGUUAGCAGGGGCCACUUCACAGAGAGUGACGCUACCCAGGCUCUCCGGAUGGUGCUGGCUGGGGUGGGAUACCUCCACAACCUGGGAAUCACCCACAGAGACUUGAAGCCUGAGAAUCUUCUGUACUACCACCCUGGUGCCGACUCCAGGCUGCUCGUGACUGACUUUGGACUGGCCACUUUUGGCGGCACGGGGUCUGAAGUUUCAGACCCUGACAGAAGUGACAUUGGAGAUCAUACCAGAGCAGACAGGACGUGGUUCCUCAGAACUACCUGUGGAACCCCCGAGUAUAUGGCCCCUGAGGUGUUGCUGAGGAGACCCUAUUCCUGUGCAGUGGACAUGUGGGCCCUGGGGGUGAUCACCUACAUUGUGCUGAGUGGAUCCAUGCCGUUUGAGGACGACAGUCGUACGCAGCUCUACAGAUCCAUUGUGAGAGGAAAAUACAGCUUCCAUGGAGAUCCUUGGCCCUCAGUGUCCAACCUGGCCAAAGACUUUAUCCAGCGCCUGCUGCCGUUGGACCCUGCUGCCCGCCUGACCGCUGACCAAGCCAUCCGUCACCCAUGGGUGGUCACCAUGGCAGCCAGCUCCUCCAUGAGGAACCUCCAUCGAUCUAUCUCUCAGAACCUCAGGCAGCGGGCAUCGCGCAGCUCCUCCCGGUGCCCGAGCAGCACCGCGAGCUCCGGCGAGUCCAUAGCGUGGGCCUGGGAAAGCUAAUAUCGCUGGAGGAAAACCAAGAGCAGCAGCAGGGCAGAGCAUCUGGACUGA